AUGGAGGACGCUUUUGAUCCUGAAAACCAGGAGAAUUCGGACGAAGAUGAGGAUGAUGAAGAGAUGGAGGUGGAGGGCGGGGUGCCCAAGGCAGGUAUGAUCUCAAAAAACGGACUGACAUGGUCCCGUACCGCCGAGGAGACGCUGCGUUAUCUUCCUCCUGCCAUCCCACAUCCUGGGAUUACCAGACACGCCGCAGCCCGCAUAAAAGUUUUGGAUGACACCUUGUGGUUUUUUUUGACUGAAGAAAUCAUCCAAAUACUUGUACUUGAGACCAACCGGGAGGGCCGGCUAAAUGAUGAAAAUUGGAGGAUUACGGACGUAACGGAAAUUCGGGCAUUCAUUGGGCUUCUCUCCCUCGCCGGACUGCACCGUGCGCGUCAUGAGGCGACUGUCAACUUGUGGGGAGAGGACACCGGGCGCCCCAUCUUCCGCGCAACCAUGUCGCGCAAAAGAUUUGAUGAGCUGUGCAUAAAUCUUCGAUUUGAUAAUCGGGAGACCCGGCGUCCACAUGACAAGUUCGCACCCAUCAGGAACCUCUGGCAGCGCUGGGUGGACCGCCUGCACAUGGGGCACAACCUCGGUGAGAACAUCUGCAUUGAUGAGCAGUUGGUCAGCUUUCACGGCCAUUGGUCAUUCAAGCAGUAUAUGCCGCAAAAGCCUGCAAAAUAUGGUCUGAAGCUGUGGGUGCUUUGCAACGUCAACACCUCGUAUGCCUGGAAGAUGAUUCCCUACCUGGGAAAAGAGGCCAGCGCUGCUCACCGGAGGCAGGAGGGGAAGGAGGUGGUUCUAGAGCUCACUGAGGGGCUGUCUGGACACACCAUCACAGUGGACAAUUUUUUCACGUCCUACGACCUGGCCAUGCAGCUCCAGCGGCGGAAGCUGGCCUUGGUCGGGACUAUUCGGAGAAACAAACCCGAGAUACCAAGCCAACUGACCAACACCAGGGGAUGA
Molecule: messenger RNA, 954 nt
Organism: Xyrichtys novacula (pearly razorfish)
Lineage: Eukaryota; Metazoa; Chordata; Actinopteri; Labriformes; Labridae
Source: the annotation of a GenBank genome assembly